This is a messenger RNA of Rubroshorea leprosula, 1886 nucleotides long. The record is from the annotation of a GenBank genome assembly. Lineage: Eukaryota; Viridiplantae; Streptophyta; Magnoliopsida; Malvales; Dipterocarpaceae.
GUACACUGUUUCUAAGAAACAAACUCUAGGGUUUCGAAAUCAGAAUUUCUUUGAAUUUCGAGGGAGAGCAGAAGAGGUUAGGCUUUCGAUCUUCCUUUGUUUUGCGGCUGCGAUAUUCUUUCUGUUGUUAAUACUCCGUCUGUUGCUUUCGGUUUGUGCAAACGUGAUGGCGGGGGAGAGAUUCUCCUCCAGGAAAAGGGAUUUUUCUUGUCUUGGGUCGGUGACGGGGAGGUGGCGUGAUCUCUCUUCUCCUGGUUUUCGUCACUACCGAAGGGAUUUUUGCCACGAGGGAGCCAGACGGUGUUUUGAUUCGAGGGAUAGAGAUUUUUGCCGCGAGGGGACCAGGCGGCGAUUUGAUUCGAGGGACAGAGAGAUUAGGUCCCGUGGAGGGUUUUGUUUUGAGUCGAAGAGGGCACGAUUUGAUGGAGGGAUAAGGCAUCAGAGAAGUUCCGAUCAUGGGUUUAAGAAGGCGCGCGUUUGCCAUGUUGAAAAGUCUGAAGAUGAAAAGCUGUUGCCGUUAAAGAAGAGAAUGAGGUUGCGAUUCUCUAUUGUCCUCCCUGAGGCCUCAAAAUCGACCAUGAAAAAUCUCAAUAUGGAAUUCGAUUUGGUGGGUUUGCCGAAGUUAGGGUCACGGCCUUUACUAUUGCCGCCGCAGUUACCGGAGGUUGAAGAGGGAGAGAUUGUUGAAGAAUUACGGAAGCUCCCGCCACUAGUUGUUCUGGAGGGGAAUUGUGUUGCUGUUAAAGCUAAGGCAUUAAUUCAGAGAAACAAGACAACAUCUGAGCCUGUAGCUGCCAUCCCCAGAAGUACAGACCCUCUUCAGAGCUGCACCACCUUGUCUGAAUAUGAAUUACUGAGUAAAAUCAAUGAAGGUGCGUAUGGUGUUGUUUAUAAAGCCAUUGAGAAGAAGACUGGAAAAGUUAUGGCAUUGAAGCUGAUGAAGCACAGAAAAGGAGAGACUGGAUUGCCACCAGCGGCUUUGAGGGAGAUCAAAAUCUUAUUCUCCUUAAAGCACCCAUCAGUUUUGAAUGUUAAGGAAGUAGUAAAGGGUGAGGCUGGUGAUUUCUACAUGGCUAUGGAGUUCAUGGGGCAGGAUCUAUGCCAAUUCCUCAAUUCACGAAAGCAGGGUUUAAGCACUGCUGAGGUAAAGGGGUUGAUGCUUCAGUUGUUGGAGGGAGUUUCUUAUCUUCAUCAAAAUAAGGUUCUUCAUAGAGAUUUGAAGACAUCGAAUCUGUUACUGAACAAUGAGGGCAAGCUGAAAAUAUGUGAUUUUGGGCUGUCUUGUCGCGAAAGAAAUGACGGGAAGCCACUGACAUCUUUGGUGGUGACACUGUGGUACAGAGCACCGGAGCUUCUCCUGGGAACUAAACAGUAUUCUAAAGAGAUUGACAUGUGGUCAGUUGGGUGUAUAUUGGCAGAGUUGUUGAAGAAGGAGCCCCUUUUCAAAGGGAAAUCAGAACUUGAUCAGUUGAACUCCAUGGUGAAUGUUCUUGGGACACCCACUGUGAAGAACUGGCCUGGUUUAUCUAGCUUGCCAGGGGUCAGCAACAUUACUUUUGCGAAGCAGCCUGAGAAUAAGUUGAGGCAAAAGUUUCCGGUUCUAUCUAACUCAGGGCUGGAUUUACUCCAGAAGCUUCUGACAUAUGACCCGAGGAGGAGGAUCGCAGCAAAAUCUGCAUUGAACCAUAGCUGGUUUAGGGAGUUCCCUCUCCCCAAGCACAUGUCUAUUGGCGUAGGCUAAGGAACCUUGAUGCAGACUUUUAAGAAUUGUUAUCAAUAGGUUGUAAUUCUUUGAUUCAUGAAUGAAUUAUAUGAUGUCUAUUCUUUUGCAUGAAAUAUGCGCAAUUUAAAUGUUGAAUUUGAGGUAAGAAAAUGUUAUUACUAGC